AUGGCGAUCAAAUAUGUCUCUCGAAUUCAUGCUAUGGGCAUUGUGGUCAGGAACCCUACCUGGCAGACAGACCGAUUUCAAGGCCUUUCCGAAGUCAGACCUAGAAGGGGAGACACUUCCCCUAGCCCCGACACGAUCUACUUCGUGAUUCCAACACCCGCGAUGAUUGAUGGGGAUAAUAUGAAGGCAGUUUCUGCUGCUGUCCGCUUCCGCACUGGCAGCAGUACCCGAGUCACGGAAUUCACGGUCACUCACAACUCGUUGGUGAUAAUUCAUAAGACUGGACUCAGCUUAAGCCACUCAUCUAUGGCGGUUCACGACGAGACUGUCCCCGGUGGCGUGCCGGUCCAACAUUCAGUUCUCCUCGAGGUGAAGGUUGACUUCACCGGAAGCGGACCAGACGAUUUCAUUGAACUCGCCUACGCCGAGGUCAGCUUUGACAAUAUCUAGGGGUGGCACAGAUGGAUGGAUCAUCCUGAGCAUGUCACCUCACUCGCUUCACAGGAGGAACGAUCGGG
This is a messenger RNA of Westerdykella ornata, 518 nucleotides long. RefSeq lists its product as uncharacterized. Bases 1 to 450 code for a protein of 149 amino acids. The transcript has a single exon. The record is from RefSeq and is a predicted model, not a curated record. NCBI's taxonomy places the organism in Eukaryota, Fungi, Ascomycota, Dothideomycetes, Pleosporales, Sporormiaceae.